Malus domestica (apple) is the source of this 974-nucleotide messenger RNA. The record is from RefSeq and is a predicted model, not a curated record. Lineage: Eukaryota; Viridiplantae; Streptophyta; Magnoliopsida; Rosales; Rosaceae.
UCCGUUUAAUUGUAUGCCUCUCCCGUAUAGUUUCCUAUUCCGCCUUAUUUUCUGAUUCUUCCAUUGAACACCGGUACCGAGGGCAAGGCGUAAAUUUGCUUCUUCAUAUCAUCAAUUUUCUGCCCAUUUGAUUCGAGAUCAGUGCAUGCAAUUACGGUAUGGAUUUUCUCAAAAAAGCCAAGGUGGUACGAUUUCGAAGCCACCACAACAAAUACCUAUUGGCCGACGACGAUCAAGUGUCGGUAUGGCAAAGCUGCGACGGAACAGUGCAGAACACGCGGUGGACGGUGGAGCUAAUUAGCGAAAAUCCAAACGCAUUGCGAUUGAAGAGCUGUUUUGGGAAAUACUUAACGGCGUUAAGUACGCCUUUUCUUCUCGGAAUCAAAUGUAACAAAGUCCUGCAAACCAUGCCAAAGACGUUGGAUUCAAUAGUGGAAUGGGAGCCGGUAAGAGACGGGUACGUGUGGAAGCUGAAGGCGGCCAACGGGCAAUUCUUGAGUGCAAGCGGGUGUAGCGUACCGCCGUGGAAAGACACCAUCACGCACGACAAUCCGCGUACAGGUACGACGAGAAAUUGGGUUCUGUGGGAUGUGGAUGUUGUGGAGAUUCGAGAACAACAACAACAACAAGAACAAACGAAUGUUGAUAAUGUCAAUGAUAGUUCUAGUCGUUAUAGUACUACUGCAACACAAGAUCCAACAGAACCAGAACCACGGUCUGUUUCGCGGUCGGAAUCUUCACAAACACAGCCAGACUCUCCAGCCGUCGUUGAUCUUUCGUCAACCAAAGAUCGUACCAAGGAUUCGGAUAAAAAAAAUACAUAACAUAUAUAACGUUGGAAUUUUGGGAUUAUUAAUUAGUACACAUGAUAUGUAUGCAAGAAAAUCAGGGUUUUACUUGUAUCAUUGAUGAUGAUUGAUCAGAUGAUCUUCUUUCUACAAAAUAGACUAAAUUUCCUGACUAUAUAUAUUUAC